Salvia splendens (bonfire salvia) is the source of this 1633-nucleotide messenger RNA. RefSeq names its product cytochrome P450 71D10. NCBI's taxonomy places the organism in Eukaryota, Viridiplantae, Streptophyta, Magnoliopsida, Lamiales, Lamiaceae. The coding region runs from base 1 to 1515 and encodes 504 amino acids. Gene Ontology annotation, molecular function: heme binding; oxidoreductase activity, acting on paired donors, with incorporation or reduction of molecular oxygen; monooxygenase activity. The record is from RefSeq and is a predicted model, not a curated record. The transcript is spliced from 2 exons.
AUGGAGCUUUUUAACAAUAUACUAAUACCUCUACUUUGCUUUCUCCUCAUUGCGUGGAUGUUUCUCAAAUCUCAAACAAUCUCAAAACAUGCAAAGACUUACUCACACAUCCCAGGCCCCAAAACCCUCCCCCUCAUCGGAAACCUCCACCUCAUGCUCCGCCCCGCCCCGCCCCACCACAUCUUCCGACAGCUCGCCGCCAAACACGGCCCCCUGAUGCAUCUCCAGCUCGGCGAAAUCCACUCCGUCAUCAUCUCCUCCGUCGACUUCGCCAAACAGGUGGUGAGAACUCACGAUAUCAACUUCGCCAAUCGCCCCCCGGGCCUGAUUACGGAGAAGCUCACCUACAAUUACUCCGACAUCGUCCUAGCCCCCUACGGGGAUCUGUGGCGCCAGCUGCGGAAGAUCUGCACGCUCGAGCUCCUGAGCGCGAGGCGCGUGCAGUCCUUCCGCCGCAUAAGGGAGGAGGAGACUUUGGGUCUCUGCAAACAGAUCGCUUCUUGUGAAAGAAUAGGAUCUCCGGUUGAUAUUUCAGGAAUACUCUACUUGACGUCGUUCGAUGUUACAACGAGGGUGGUGGUCGGGGGCAAGACGAAAGAGCGCGGAACGGUGACUUCUAUAAUCCAAGAAAGCAUCCAGUUGGCAACGGGAUUCAUGUUGGCCGAUCUCUAUCCGUCCAUCAACUUGCUUCCGUUGAUCACCGGAGUUAAGUUUAAGACCCAACGGAUGUAUCGAAAAUUAGACAAGCUGUUCGAUAGCAUUAUCGAGCAGCAUAAAGCCGCUGGUGAUGGUGGCGAGGUGGAAGAUCUGGUGGAUGUUCUGCUCAAGAUUCAACAAGAUGAAACUGAAUUCCCUCUUACUACUCAAAAUAUCAAAGCUGUGGUUCUGGAUAUGUUCGUAGCUGGAACCGACACGUCAACCAUCAACGUGGAAUGGGCAAUGUCAGAGAUGAUGAGAAACCCAAGCAUACUCAGCAAGGCACAAGAAGAAGUGAGGAAGGUUUUUGACGACAAGGGAUACGUAGAUGAAGCCAAGUUUGAUGAGCUAAAAUACAUGAGAUUAGUCAUCAAAGAGACACUGAGAUUGCACCCUGCGCUUCCGCUUUUAAUCCCGAGAAUGAACGUCGAAAGAUGUGAAAUUGAUGGAUAUGAAAUCCCAGCAAAAACCAGAGUGAUAGUGAAUGCAUGGGCACUGGGAAGGGAUCCCGAGUAUUGGAACGAUGCAGAGAAGUUUAUACCAGAGAGAUUCGAGGGGAGCUGCGUUGAUUUCAAAGGGAACAAUCUAGAAUAUAUACCUUUUGGUUCAGGAAGAAGAAUGUGUCCUGGUAUGUCAUUUGGACUGGCAAACGUAGAGCUUCCGCUUGCUAUGCUUCUGUAUCAUUUUGAUUGGAAAAUGCCAAACGGGAUGAGACGUGAAGAUUUGGAUAUGAAGGAGGCCUUUGGCGCCACUGUUAGAAGGAAACACCCUUUGUGUUUGGUUCCCAUUGUUAAACGACCUUUGCCUGCAAGUGCUUGACUGAUCAUUUAUAUGUGGCUUAUGUGUCCUCGUGUUAUUGGAGUGAUGAUAGGUAGUUUAGAGCAGUAUCUAUGAUUGUGUAAUAAGCACGAUAAAUGAAAUUAUUAUCCCUUUUAAA